Molecule: messenger RNA, 3606 nt
Organism: Chrysochloris asiatica (Cape golden mole)
Lineage: Eukaryota; Metazoa; Chordata; Mammalia; Afrosoricida; Chrysochloridae
Gene: THBS2
Product: thrombospondin 2
Exons: 21
Coding region: 1-3606 (1201 amino acids)
Biological process (GO): negative regulation of angiogenesis; cell adhesion
Cellular component (GO): extracellular region
Molecular function (GO): protein binding; calcium ion binding
Source: RefSeq, a predicted model, not a curated record
AUGUUCUGGCGACUGGCCCUGCUGGCUCUUUGGGCAUCUUCCACCUCACAAGCUGGUGACUGGGACGAUGACACUUCCUUCAACCUUUUCAGUAUCAGUAACAUAAACCGCAAGACCAUCGGUGCCAAGCAGUUCCGAGGGCCCGACCCCAGCGUGCCAGCAUACCGGUUCGUGCGCUUUGACUACAUCCCUCCGGUGAACACCGCCGACUUCAUCAAGAUGGCCAAGAUGCUGCGGCGGGAGGAGGGCUUCUUCCUCUUGGUCACCAUGAAGCAGGACAGGAAGUCCCGGGGCACCCUUCUAGCCGUGGAGGGACCUGGCCCCGGGCAGCGACAGUUUGAGAUCAUCUCCAAUGGCCCGGCCGACACACUGGACCUCAUCUACUGGGUGGACGGGAAUCAGCACGUCAUCUCCCUGGAGGACGUGGGGCUGGCUGACUCCCAGUGGAAGAAUAUCACGGUGCAGGUGGCGGGCGAGACCUACAGCUUGUACCUGGGCUGCGAUCUGAUUGACAGCUUCACGCUGGACGAGCCCUUCUAUGAGCGGCUGCAGACCGAGCAGAGCAGGAUGUUCGUGGCCAAAGGGGCCUCCCGGGAGAGUCACUUCAGGGGUUUGCUUCAAAGUGUGUACUUGUCAUUUGACAAGUCUGUGGAAGACGUGCUGCGCAGGAAAGGUUGUCAUCGAGGCCAGGAAGUGGAAGUCAAUGCCAUCAGUGAGAACACAGAUACCCUCCACCUGAGCCCGCACAUCCCAUCUGAGUAUGUGGGCCAGAGACCUGAGAAGGAGCCACAGGUCUGUGAGCGCUCCUGUGAAGAACUGGGUAACAUGAUCAAUGAGCUCUCAGGACUGCACGUAAUUGUGAACCAGCUACACGAGAAUCUGAAGAAAGUGUCAAAUGACAACCAGUUCCUCUGGGAGCUUAUUGGUGGCCCUGCAAAGACCAAGAAUGUGACAGUGUGCUGGCAGGAUGGCCGGAUCUUCGCAGACAACGAGACAUGGGUGGUAGACAGCUGUACCACGUGCACUUGCAAGAAAUUUAAAACUGUUUGCCACCAAAUCACUUGCCCACCAGUGACGUGUGCAGAUCCAUUCUUCGUGGAGGGAGAAUGCUGCCCUUCCUGCUUCCGCUCUGAUGACAGUGACGAGGGCUGGUCUCCUUGGGCAGAGUGGACCGAGUGCUCUGCCACCUGUGGCUCAGGGACCCAGCAGAGAGGGCGGUCAUGUGACGUCACCAGCAACACCUGCCUGGGCCCUUCCAUCCAGACAAGACUGUGCAGUCUGGGCAAGUGUGACAACCGCAUUCGGCAAGAUGGAGGCUGGAGCCACUGGUCCCCUUGGUCCUCCUGUUCCACCACCUGUGGAGUCGGUAACAUCACACGCAUCCGGCUCUGCAACUCUCCGGUCCCUCAGAUGGGCGGCAAGAACUGCAAGGGAAGUGGCCGUGAGACCAAGAGCUGCCAGGGUGUCCCCUGUCCCAUUGAUGGCCGGUGGAGCCCCUGGUCCCCGUGGUCAGCCUGCACUGUCACGUGUGCCGGUGGUAUCCGAGAGCGUACCCGGGUCUGCAACAGCCCUGAGCCACAGCACGGAGGAAAGGCCUGCGUGGGUGACACGAAGGAACAGCACAUGUGCAACCGGAGGAGCUGCCCUGUUGAUGGGUGUCUGUCUAAUCCCUGCUUCCCGGGAGCAGAAUGCAACAGCUUUCCGGAUGGAUCCUGGUCCUGCGGGUCCUGUCCACCUGGCUUCCUGGGCAAUGGCACCCACUGCGAGGACUUAGAUGAGUGUGCCGUGGUCACUGAUGUCUGCUUCACCGCAAACAAGGCGCAUCGUUGUGUGAACACCAACCCUGGCUUCCACUGUUUACCUUGCCCUCCUCGCUAUAAGGGAAGCCAACCUUUUGGGGUCGGUCUGGAAGCAGCCAAGACUGAGAAGCAAGUGUGUGAACCUGAGAACCCAUGCAAAGACAAGACCCAUCAUUGUCACAAGAAUGCCGAGUGCAUCUACCUUGGCCACUUCAGUGACCCCAUGUACAAGUGUGAAUGUCAGACGGGCUACGCUGGGGAUGGCCUCAUCUGCGGGGAGGACUCAGACCUGGAUGGCUGGCCCAACAAGAACCUGGUCUGCGCCACCAAUGCCACCUACCACUGCAUCAAGGAUAACUGCCCCCAUCUGCCUAAUUCUGGGCAAGAAGAUUUUGACAAGGACGGGAUUGGAGAUGCGUGUGAUGAAGAUGAUGACAAUGACGGUGUGACCGAUGAGAAGGACAAUUGUCAGCUUCUGUUCAACCCCCGCCAGUUUGACUAUGACAAGGAUGAGGUUGGGGACCGUUGUGACAACUGCCCGUACGUGCACAACCCGGCACAGAUUGACACAGACAACAAUGGUGAAGGAGAUGCCUGCUCUGUGGACAUCGACGGGGAUGAUGUCUUCAAUGAGCGAGAUAAUUGCCCAUAUGUCUACAACACUGACCAGAGAGACACUGAUGGCGAUGGGGUAGGCGAUCACUGUGACAACUGUCCCCUCGUGCACAAUCCUGACCAGACCGAUGUGGACAAUGACCUUGUUGGGGACCAAUGUGACAACAAUGAGGACAUUGAUGAGGAUGGCCACCAGAACAACCAGGACAAUUGCCCCUACAUCUCUAACGCCAACCAGGCAGACCAUGACAGUGAUGGCAAGGGAGAUGCUUGUGAUUCAGAUGAUGACAAUGACGGCAUCCCUGAUGACAGGGACAACUGUCGGCUUGUCUCCAACCCUGACCAGGAGGACUCAGAUGGUGAUGGGCGGGGUGAUGCCUGUAAAGAUGACUUUGACAAUGACAGUAUCCCGGACAUUGAUGAUGUGUGUCCUGAGAACAAUGCCAUCAGCGAGACUGACUUCAGGAACUUCCAGAUGGUCCAUCUGGACCCCAAGGGUACCACUCAAAUAGACCCCAACUGGGUGAUCCGUCACCAAGGCAAGGAGUUGGUCCAGACAGCAAACUCUGACCCUGGCAUCGCUGUAGGUUUCGAUGAAUUUGGGUCUGUCGACUUCAGUGGCACAUUUUAUGUCAAUACCGACCGGGAUGAUGAUUACGCCGGUUUUGUCUUCGGCUUUCAGUCAAGCAGCAGGUUCUAUGUGGUGAUGUGGAAACAAGUCACUCAGACCUACUGGGAGGACCAGCCCACACGGGCAUAUGGCUACUCUGGAGUGUCCCUCAAAGUGGUCAACUCCACAACUGGCACUGGCGAGCACCUGCGGAAUGCGCUGUGGCACACAGGGAACACAGAGGGACAGGUGCGGACAUUAUGGCACGAUCCCAAAAAUAUUGGCUGGAAAGACUACACAGCCUACAGAUGGCAUCUGAUUCACAGACCCAAGACAGGCUACAUAAGAGUGCUAGUGCAUGAAGGCAAGCAGGUCAUGGCUGACUCCGGGCCGAUCUAUGACCACACAUAUGCCGGUGGAAGGCUGGGCCUGUUUGUCUUCUCUCAAGAGAUGGUCUAUUUCUCGGACCUCAGAUAUGAAUGCCGAGAUCAACAAUGGUCUGGGGACCCCAUUAAAUGUAACAGUCCUAAAGAACGUGCAAGUUUUGGGUUUGGGUCCAACAAUACAACGGUGAAAGGAUGA